Messenger RNA from Andrographis paniculata, 2364 nucleotides. RefSeq lists its product as uncharacterized. NCBI's taxonomy places the organism in Eukaryota, Viridiplantae, Streptophyta, Magnoliopsida, Lamiales, Acanthaceae. The record is from RefSeq and is a predicted model, not a curated record. Gene Ontology annotation, molecular function: protein binding.
UCCAAGAACAACAAAGGCUCCCCUCGCUGCCGUUUAACUGCGAAGUAAAGCCGUCGGUCAGUCACUCGUCGGCGGCGAACGGCGGCGCAGCUUUGUAGUAUAGAAACUUACCGAAACGCAAUAUGGGCAAGAAAAACAAGAAGCCUGGAAAAGGCAAAGAGAAGACGGAGAAGAAAACUGCAAAAGCAGAGGAAAAGAGGGCUCGCCGGGACUCCAAAAAACUCUCUCCCGAAGACGACAUCGAUGCCAUUCUGUUGAGUAUACAAAAAGAGGAAGCAAAAAAGAAAGAAGUUCAUGUUGAAGACAAUGUCCCUGCUCCAACUCCUAGAUCGAAUUGUUCGCUUACUAUUAAUCCAUUGAAAGAGACAGAGUUAAUUCUCUAUGGUGGUGAAUUUUACAAUGGGAAAAAGACAUAUGUAUAUGGCAAUCUGUACCGGUAUGACGUUGACAAGCAAGAGUGGAAACAUAUAUCAAGCCCAAACAGCCCUCCUCCUAGAAGUGCUCAUCAAGCAGUUGCUUGGAAAAAUUAUCUCUAUAUAUACGGUGGUGAAUUCACAUCUCCCAAUCAAGAGCGUUUUCACCAUUACAAGGACUUUUGGAUGCUAGAUUUGAGAACAAACCAAUGGGAGCAACUGAACUAUAAAGGUUGUCCAAGUCCCAGAUCGGGACAUCGAAUGGUCCUGUACAAGCACAAAAUUAUAAUUUUUGGAGGCUUCUAUGAUACUCUCAGAGAAGUUAGGUAUUACAAUGAUUUGCAUGUAUUUGAUCUCGAUCAGUUUAAGUGGGAAGAAAUUAAACCUCGACUUGGAUGCUUGUGGCCUAGCCCGCGAAGUGGCUUUCAAUUUUUUGUUAGUCAAGAUGAGAUUUAUUUAUAUGGUGGUUAUUCCAAAGAGGUUUCAACAUCACCAGACAAAAAGGUAUCAGAAAAAGGAAUUGUUCAUUCAGACAUGUGGAGUCUUGAUCCUAGAACUUGGGAAUGGAACAAGGUAAAGAAGAGUGGGAUGCCUCCUGGACCUCGUGCUGGUUUCUCCAUGUGUAUACACAAAAAGCGGGCUUUACUCUUUGGAGGAGUGGUGGACAUGGAAAUGGAAGGUGACCUAAUGAUGAGCUUGUUCUUGAAUGAAAUUUAUGGCUUCCAAUUGGACAAUCAUCGCUGGUAUCCUUUGGAGCUUCGAAAGGAGAAAGCAACAAAAGCAAAGCAAAAGAAGGAUUCUGAGAUGGGACAAAAUGAUAUGGAAAUCUCUGACAAAUUGAGAGUGGCCGAAAGGCAAAGUAACUUAUCCUCUGAUGAAGACGAUAAUUCUGAAGAUGAUGAUGCAGAGGUCGAGUGCAGUGUAAAAAAUAUAUCGUCUAAUUUGAGUAGAAAUGUAACAAUCAGUAACACUAUGGAAGCUUCCGCAUCUACCAAGAGAUCUGCUGUGCAAAGCUCUGUUAUCCCUGAGGUUGUAAAACCGUGUGGACGAAUCAAUUCUUGUAUGGUUGUUGGAAAAGAUACGUUAUACAUUUAUGGUGGGAUGAUGGAAGUUAAAGAUCAAGAAAUUACGCUGGACGAUCUGUACGCACUCAACCUUAACAAACUGGAUGAGUGGAGGUGCAUCAUUCCGGCAUCUGAAUCAGAAUGGAUUGAGGAAUCAGAGAAUGAAGAAGAAGAUGGCGAGGAAGAAGAUGAAGAUGAAGAGGAUGGCAAAAAUGAUGAAGAUGGCAGUGGUGACGACAGCGAAGAGUCAGGUGAUGAAGAAGACGAAUUGGAGACUACAAAUGGUGCUGCAAAUUCGGUUGAAAUGGGCGACGCUGUUGCUAUUAUAAAAGGCGAAGGAAGGAAACUUAGACGGAAGGAGAAACGCAUCAGAAUCGAGCAGAUUAGAGCCAGCCUUGGUCUUUCUGAUGCACAGAGAACACCAAUGCCCGGAGAAUCUCUCAAGGACUUCUACAAGCGCACAAAUAUGUACUGGCAAAUGGCUGCUUAUGAGCACACACAACACACCGGCAAGGAACUCCGGAAGGAUGGAUUCGACCUUGCGAAAUCCCGGUAUAAGGAACUCAAGCCAAUACUUGACGAGUUGGCGAUCUUAGAGGCCGAGCAAAAGGCCGAAGAGGAGGAAGCGCCGGAGUCGAGCGGCACGAGGAAGAAAGGCAACAAGAAGAACAAAUUUUCUGCAGCCAAGUAAUCACAACUCUAUUGCCUGUAUCUUGUCUUGGUUUGUUUUAUUUUUCAUUUUAGCAAAAAAUAUGGGGUUUGUUUGAUUUUGAUUUGAGUGAGGUUUUUAUUUAAGUUUUGAUUUAAAGUAAUAUUUUGAUAUAUAUUUGCAAGAGAAAAUAAUGGUUUUUUUUUUUUUUAAUUAUUAAAAAAAAUUGUGAACUAUA